Molecule: messenger RNA, 772 nt
Organism: Vitis riparia (riverbank grape)
Lineage: Eukaryota; Viridiplantae; Streptophyta; Magnoliopsida; Vitales; Vitaceae
Product: early nodulin-like protein 3
Exons: 2
Coding region: 77-613 (178 amino acids)
Cellular component (GO): plasma membrane
Molecular function (GO): electron transfer activity
Source: RefSeq, a predicted model, not a curated record
CUCACUCUAAAAUUUUUACCUUCUCUAGAAAAUUCACACUCUUGUCUUUCUUUCUCUUUCUAGGCAGGCAACUCCCAUGGCUGGUUUCUUGAGAGCUGUGUGUUAUUCUCAGGUUCUGGUAUUUUUACUCUCCAUCACCUGCUCAGCAGCCAAAGAAUUCUUGGUUGGAGGCAAGACCAAUGCGUGGAAGAUCCCAUCUUCCCAAUCCGAUUCUCUCAACAAAUGGGCUGAGAGCUCUCGCUUCCUGGUCGGCGACUCUCUCGUGUGGACAUACGACAAAGAGAAAGAUUCAGUGUUGAAGGUGAGGAGGGAAGCAUACAUAAGCUGCAACACAUCAGACGCCAUUGAAGAGUACAACGGCGGGAACACCAAGGUGUCGCUGGAUAAAUCUGGGCCUCACUAUUUCAUCAGUGGGGCUGAAGGGCACUGCGAGAAGGGGCAGAAGGUCAUAGUGGUGGUGCUGUCUCAAAGGCACAGGUUGGUUGGCGUUUCUCCUGCCCCUUCUCCCUCCGAGGUAGAGGGUCCUGCCGUGGCUCCCACUAGCGAUGCUUCCAGUUUCAAGGCUGGGUAUUUGGUGGCUUUAGGGGUUUUGGUAGGGUUUGUGUGGAUGUAGGGAUUUGGGAAUUGAUUCAUUUGAUUAUGGAAGGUGGGGGGAGUUUGGUCUAAAUUUUUUGUUGAAAUUAUUUAAUUUUUUUGGUUGCCUUUUUUGGAUGUGGGCUUUCUCAUGAUAUGUAGUUGAGACUAAUUCAUUGAUUAUUUUAUUUAUUACUCA